This is a messenger RNA of Eupeodes corollae, 2667 nucleotides long. RefSeq names its product E3 SUMO-protein ligase ZBED1-like. Gene Ontology annotation, molecular function: DNA binding; protein dimerization activity. The transcript is spliced from 3 exons. Lineage: Eukaryota; Metazoa; Arthropoda; Insecta; Diptera; Syrphidae. The record is from RefSeq and is a predicted model, not a curated record. Bases 1 to 2667 code for a protein of 888 amino acids.
AUGGUCAGCAUAACAUCCGGGAAAGUGAUUUCUAUUUCUGAUAUUGCCGGAAUUUCUUGCGAACCAUUCCAAGAAGCCUUUUCUCGGAAAAAUAUUUUAUCUGGAUUCAAACAAUCUGGAUGCUUUCCACUAAACGAAAAUAUUUUCAGCGAUGACGAAUUUCUACCAGCAUCUGUCACUGACAUCUUAAUCGAAAAUGGAACCAAUAUUGCAGAAGAAGUACCACCUACAAGUGAAAAUAAGAGGGCUGAACCAGAAGAUACAAACUGCCCACCAAUAACACCAGAACAAGCGCGGCCGUACCCAAAAGCAUUGAAAAGGAGUCCAACAAGAAGGGGCCGAAAGAAAAAAUGUUCUUCAGUUUUGACCAGCACUCCAGAAAAGGAUCGAAUACUAGAAGAAAGAGCUGAGAAGGAGAGAAAAGGGCUGCUUAAGGAAAAACCAUCAUCAUCCGAAGAUGACGAGCAGGAAGUAAGCUAUAUUGAUUUCGACCAAGAUCGGGAUAUGUCAGUGGCAGAAAUUGACCCAUUGGAAAUUAGUCCGCAAGAAGUAAUAGAUGAAAGUGACUAUGUUCUUGUAAAAAUGUACGGAAAAAAGGUUCCUAAGUUCUUUGUGGGAGUAGUCAUAAAGAAAAUGGUCGAAUCUUGUGAGCUUUUAACAAAUUUAAUAAUGGAUCUUAAGAACAAACGCAGUCCAAUUUGGAUGCAUUUCUCUCAAACAACAGAGAAAACGGCAAAAUGCCUCUAUUGUCAAAAAUUUAUAAGCAUCAGCGGAGGUGCCACCGGAAAUCUAAGAAGGCAUUUAAAAACCAAACACGUUGGCAUAACAGUUGAAAAGGCGUUAUAUUCAGGAGCGAAAUAUACCCGACAACAACAGCCCAUCUUCAUCUUCUAUCAACCAACAACAACAAAAUUCUCAACCACCUACUAUCGCAAUAGAAGUUCCAUCCACAACGUCUUUCACUACUCCAUUCAUAAUUGCAACAACAGAACGUCCUUCAACUUCAUCUUCAUCAUGUACAAUAACCAUACAUCAACCUCUAAUCAAACGCCCCGACUUACAGCACAACGACAACAAACAAUUUCCAGCUAUACUAAAAAACCCAUUUCCUUAAACUAUUCAAAACAAUUAGACGAACAAAUCGUCAAAACUAUGGUGAAGCAAUACUAUCCAUUUUGUAUGGUUGAAGACCAGGAAUUAAAGAAAUUUGUUCAAAUGCUUAAUCCAAGUUACCAGCUCCCUUCAAGGAAAACCGUAAGUAAUUCUUUGAUACCUAGGCUCUAUGAAGAGACAAAAGUAAAGGUACAAGACGCAUUAGCUACAGUUUCAGCUGUUUGUGUCACAACAGACGGUUUGACAUCCAAUACGCAGCAAAGCUAUAUCGGAAUUACGGUCCACUUCAUUCAAGAGCAGCAAGACACUUUAUCCCUGGAGUCACGUCUCCUAGGAUGCAUUCCUUAUAACGAAAGCCACACCAUCACUAACCUGGGAAACAUGCUCAGCUCGGAAUUAAAUAAAUGGAACCUGGAAGAAAAAGUGUGUUGUGUUGUGACAGACAAUGCUUACAAUGUCGUUGGUGCUGUAAAAUUUAAAAAGUGGAACCAUUUCCCGUGUUUUGCACAUAGCCUUAAUUUGGUUGUUGGUGAAGGACUUGCUAUUAUCGAGUCGAAAAUAGUGAAAGUAAAAAAUAUUGUUGCAUUUUUCAAAAAAAGCUCUAAAGCAACAGUCAAACUUGCAAGCAUGGAAAGGGAGCUCAAUUUUCCAGAACUUAAGCUUAAGCAUUACUGCAUAACGCGGUGGAAUUCUACCUACGAAAUGCUCAACAGAAUUCUAAUUGUUAAAUCCGCUGUGCUUGCAGUUCUGGCAAUUGAAAAUCCUGACCUAAAUUGCUUGUCGGCCAGCGACUGGACAAUUUUGGAGAGGGCAACAAAUAUUUUCAAAAUUUUUCAUGCAAUAACGGAACAAAUGUCGGCUGAAAAAAAUGUCACCAUUUCAAAAACGAUGCUCAUGAUCAAAGCGAUAAGAUCACAUUUAAAUAAAAUGUCUAUUGAAAAUAAUAAUGAAAUCGACGAAAUUAAUUUCAUUAUUAGUACUCUUGUAAAUUCCAUUAAAAACAGGUUUAAGCAAGUGGAUCAAUUUGUUGAUGACAGAGUGGCACAAGCUACAUUUUUGGAUCCAAGAUUCAAAAAACAUGGGUUUUCUAACCUAACAGCCAAUGAAAAAUGUUUAAAGGACUUGAAGGCUAAGGCGUUAUGGUUCCCAACGCAAACACCACCGGCAGAUCCAGAUACUACUACUGCAUCAACUUCAACAAAUUCCGAAUCAUCGUGGCGUCAAAACGAUGCACUGAUAUGGGGAGAUUUCGAUUCUCAUUUGGAUUUAAUCGUUUCCAACCCAAACCAACAUGCUGCAAGUAUUUUAGAAAUUGAUAAGUACAUCAAUGAAACACCUAUUCGACGCAACGAUGAUCCCCUUAAAUGGUGGAAGGAAAGAAAACAUAUAUACCCACGACUCUACAACCUUGCCCUUAAGAGGCUUUGCAUUGUUGCAACGAGUGUACCAUGCGAGAGAGUUUUUUCAAAAGCAGGUCUUACGAUUUCAAAUAGGCGUAGCAGCUUAAAGCCCACAAAAGCAGCGCAAUGCCUAUUUUUAAAUUAUAACUUGUAG